GUGACCAUUGUCUUGAUCUUUUUCUCCUUUGUUGCUAUCACCUUUAGGGAUGCUAUAGGGUCAGCAUUAGCCACUGUCCCCUACCCCCAUCCUUCUUGUCUUUAUAUUCAUUUAGAUGAUGGUACGCUUUAAAGAUUAGUUACUUUGCUUAUACUUCAUAUAUUCACACUGUAGGGAACCUGUGACAUCCACGGUUGCUCCACAAAUUGCAACUCGGUCUCAUGUCCACGAGCCAAUUAGUACAUCUGUUUGAGUCUAUAAGUCCCGCAGCGUAGGGAGAGUGGAGGGGGUCAAUGUUCACUGGGAGGAGCGAGUCUGACAUCUUUCUCUGUAAGACACGCUGAACGAAAGACAAGAAGGCGUGAGCUGCAGGAUACGUCACAGGCUCGACAAGAUGGAGGCGGCCGAAGAAGGUAACGUCAGUACGUACGAUAUAUGUCGAGUGUGUCGUUCAGAGGGAAACAUGGAGAAGCCGCUUUAUCAUCCAUGCGUGUGUACUGGUAGUAUUAAAUUUAUUCAUCAAGAGUGUUUGGUUCAAUGGCUUAAACACAGCAGAAAAGAAUACUGUGAACUAUGCAAGCACCGAUUUGCAUUUACACCAAUUUAUUCUCCAGACAUGCCUUCCCGGCUUCCAAUACAGGACAUCUGUGCUGGCCUAAUUACAAGUAUUGGCACUGCAAUUAGAUAUUGGUUUCACUAUACAUUAGUGGCCUUUGCCUGGCUGGGAGUUGUACCACUUACAGCAUGUCGUAUUUACAAGUGUCUGUUUACUGGCUCUGUGAGCUCACUACUGACUCUACCGUUGGAUAUGUUGUCCACGGAAAAUAUAUUAGCCGACUGUUUACAAGGGUGCUUUGUUGUUACAUGCACACUCUGUGCAUUUAUAAGUCUUGUUUGGUUAAGAGAACAAAUAGUCCAUGGUGGCGCUCCACAAUGGUUGGAACAAAAUCUUCCUCAACCCCUGAAUGGCUUGGGACAGCAUAAUGUGGUGCAAGAUGCUGGUAAUGUAAUUGCAAACAAUAUUGCUCUUGUCCAACUUGCCAACCCUCCAGUAGAACAUGUGGUCCUUGGUGAAAAUCCUGAGAUACCAGGGGAACUGGCAGAUGAGGAUGAAGAAGAUAAUGAAGAAGAUGAAGCAGUAAUGGAGGAUGCAGCUGAUGGAAAUAAUGGGGCACAAGAUGACAUGAAUUGGAAUGCUUUAGAAUGGGAUCGAGCAGCAGAAGAACUCACAUGGGAAAGGAUGCUGGGCCUGGAUGGAUCGUUGGUUUUUCUGGAACAUGUCUUCUGGGUUGUGUCACUGAACACCCUUUUCAUACUUGUAUUUGCUUUUUGUCCUUAUCACAUUGGCCAUUUUUCUCUUGUUGGUCUUGGAUUUGAAAACUAUGUACACGCUUCUCAUUUUGAAGGCCUUAUAACUACCAUAGUUGGGUAUGUGCUGCUAGCAGUCACUUUAAUUCUGAGUCAUGGCAUGGCAGCAAUUGUAAAAUUUCAGAGAUCUCGACGUUUAUUAGGCAUAUGCUACAUUGUUGUGAAGGUUUCAUUACUUGUGGUUGUAGAAAUUGGUGUUUUCCCUCUCAUUUGUGGAUGGUGGUUGGACAUAUGCUCCUUGGAAAUGUUUGAUGCCACACUGAGAGACCGAGAACUUAGCUUUCAAUCUGCACCUGGUACCACCAUGUUUCUUCACUGGCUUGUGGGAAUGGUUUACGUGUUUUACUUUGCUUCAUUCAUUUUGUUGCUAAGAGAGGUUCUCAGACCAGGAGUUCUGUGGUUUCUAAGAAAUUUGAAUGAUCCAGAUUUUAACCCAGUCCAAGAAAUGAUUCAUUUACCAAUUUAUAGACAUCUCAGGAGAUUUAUCUUAUCGGUGAUUGUCUUUGGGUCAAUUGUCCUCCUUAUGCUUUGGCUUCCUAUUCGUAUUAUAAAGCAAUUGCUGCCUACGUUUUUACCUUAUAAUGUGAUGCUGUACAGUGAUGCACCAGUGAGUGAACUAUCUUUGGAGUUGCUACUUCUGCAAGUUGUCCUCCCUGCCUUACUGGAACAAGGGCACACUCGUCAGUGGUUGAAAGGACUUGUCAGGGCUUGGACUGAAACUGCUGGAUAUUUGCUUGACCUACACUCCUACCUGCUUGGAGACCAAGAUGAAAGUGAGAACAAUGUUAAUCAACAUGCUGGAAACAAUCACAAUGCUCCAAACAAUGCUGUGCCUGUCAUCGGGGAAGGUCUGCAUGCUGCCCAUCAAGCCAUUCUUCAACAAGGAGGUCCAGUAGGGUAUCAGCCAUACCACAGGCCUGUUAGAUUUCCUCUCAGGAUCCUUCUGUUAAUAAUUUUCAUGUGUGUUACAUUACUGAUUGCUAGUCUAGUAUGCCUUACAUUACCAGUAUGUGUAGGACGCUGGUUAAUGUCAUUUUGGACUGGAACUGCAAAAAUACAUGAACUUUACACAGCUGCCUGUGGCCUCUAUGUUUGUUGGCUUACCAUUCGAGCGGUAACUGUAUUAGUUGCAUGGAUGCCUCAAGGACGUCGGGUGAUUCUUUUGAAAGUUAAAGAAUGGUCUCUUAUGAUCAUGAAGACACUUGUAGUGGCCCUUCUCCUAGCUGGUGUUGUACCUCUUCUGCUUGGACUUUUAUUUGAACUAGUAAUAGUUGCACCUCUGAGGGUUCCUUUGGAUCAGACACCUUUGUUUUAUCCCUGGCAAGACUGGGCUCUUGGUGUUUUACAUGCCAAGAUUAUUGCUGCUAUAACACUGAUGGGUCCUCAGUGGUGGUUGAAAACUGUUAUUGAACAGGUAUAUGCAAAUGGAAUACGGAAUAUUGAUCUUCAUUUUAUAAUGAGGAAACUUGCUGCACCAGUCAUCUCUGUUCUGCUGUUGUCACUGUGUAUACCGUGCAUUAUAUCCACAGGAGUUGUUCCAUUAAUAGGUGUCACUGCUGAAAUGCAGAAUCUGGUUCGACGUCGUAUUUAUCCUUUUCUGCUAAUGGUGGUUAUUUUGAUGGGAAUAUUGUCUUUUCAGUUAAGACAGUUUAAGCGCCUUUAUGAACACAUAAAAAACGACAAGUACCUUGUUGGCCAGCGCCUUGUAAAUUAUGAAAGGAAGUCAAGCAAAUACACCUCUUCUCCUUCAGCACAUCCUUUUCAAAUAGUGCAGGAUUAGAAAUGAAAAGGAAAGUCCAAGGUUCAUUUACCUCCAGAGACUUCUACAUUGCUUUGUCUGUUUUCAUGACAUUUACUAAUUUCAUUGUCAUAUAGCAUACUUCUCUAAAGACAGUUCACAUGUACAGUCUACCACAUUUUUUCAGCUUUGACAAUGAUCAACACCUUCAUCUUCUCACCUGUUUUUAUUUGGUUAUUGUGACUUUUUUUGUCUUUUUGGAGGGGUGUCCUAAUUAAGCAGAUCUUAAUUAUAAAUCUGAAACAACAAUGUCUAUUAAUUUAUUAAAUGUAGUUGUCAUUUUAUUGUGCA
This is a messenger RNA of Rana temporaria (common frog), 3457 nucleotides long. It is a transcript of the gene MARCHF6, whose product is annotated as membrane associated ring-CH-type finger 6. The transcript has 26 exons. Gene Ontology annotation, molecular function: zinc ion binding. Gene Ontology annotation, cellular component: endoplasmic reticulum membrane. Lineage: Eukaryota; Metazoa; Chordata; Amphibia; Anura; Ranidae. Bases 395 to 3148 code for a protein of 917 amino acids. The record is from RefSeq and is a predicted model, not a curated record.